Molecule: messenger RNA, 2107 nt
Organism: Paramacrobiotus metropolitanus
Lineage: Eukaryota; Metazoa; Tardigrada; Eutardigrada; Parachela; Macrobiotidae
Product: neuropeptides capa receptor-like
Exons: 11
Coding region: 419-1729 (436 amino acids)
Biological process (GO): neuropeptide signaling pathway
Cellular component (GO): plasma membrane
Molecular function (GO): neuropeptide receptor activity
Source: RefSeq, a predicted model, not a curated record
CUCUGGCUGAGCGGACAAAAUGUAAAAUGCUCCAGCGAAAAAAAACAACUGCCCAUAGUUUUUAGUGAUAUGGGCAUGUUAUGCCACAUCCGUCAAUCAGUGUGGACCAUUAAUACGCAGCGAAAUCGACGUCGUAGUUGCAAAGAACCUGUUAAUGUUCUCUUACCACGACCAUUGCUUAUUUAUUGACCGACCACCAUGAAUCUUUGAAUCUGCUCACCGCGGUUUACCGCUUAGACUAAGAUUCUUCCCAUUCGGCUGCGCUGCGGCUCCCCUUCCCAGGGAAUAUUUUUUGUAUUGAAUAAACUUGUAUUCGUAAUGGUUAUGGUGUCGUAGAUGCUUGCUACCGCUGUUUUUUUAUAUUUCUGACAUCCAUUAUCGUAAGUAAUGUGCUGAUGGAAUAUCCACUCGCAGCUACAUGGUUUCGGCAAUGAGUAUCAUUCUGCCAACCACGAUAGCUUUUUGGGAUAACGAAACCACCACGAGUAAUGGGAGUUUCGACCGUACCGCUUGGACACUGAAAAAUUUAGGAUAUCAAACAAACCCCCACGCCGUGACCUAUACCGUUUUGUAUACGGUUUUAUUUUUCCUGGGAUUAUUUGGCAACCUCACCACGAUUGUUGUAGUAUGGCUAGCCAAAUCUAAACGAGGAUGGAGCGGCAUCGAUGCUUAUCUAAUUAAUUUGGCCUUUUCGGAUAUCCUUUUGUCAACAACAGGAGUACCACUGGAAAUUUAUGGAUACUGGCAGCAGUAUCCUUGGAUUUUCGGCCGCGUGGUCUGCUCCAUAUCGGCGUUUCUUCCGGAAACAUGCUUAUAUUCCUCGAUUCUAACAAUUGUGGUAUUUACGUACGAGCGGUAUCGAGCGGUUACGGAUCCCAUCGCAACAUUUCGCUCAUUUAGCGUGAGGCGUAUCGCUAAGGUCAUCCUGGCUGUUUGGCUGCUGGCUAUGAUUAAUGCCGCUCCGUUUGCUUAUUUCAAAACGGUCAAUCAUCUGUACGAUCAGAAUGGAUUAAUUAUGGAGGAGACUGCUUGGUGUGAAAUACCAUUUACCAUCAACGCCCAGCUUCGACCGCUCUUCAUUUAUUCUGCGAUAUGUUUCUACAUUCUUCCAAUGUUUUUAUUGGCGGUAUUAUACGUCCGCAUUGGAUUAUUCCUACACCGCAAUUCAUCCACCGAGAAGUGCGAUCUGGCCAGCAAGUGUGAUAUUCCGCUUUCCAGAAAAGCUACGUUGCGAGUAACCGCCAGCCGGCACGAAAGCACUGAUGCCGCUGAGAACCGGAAGCGAACGGUGAAAGUCCUCUUGGCGAUUGUUGUCAACUUUUUCGUCUGCUAUGGAUUUUUUCACGUGCAAAGGCUGAUAUUCGUGUUUGUCGAUGACUGGUACUCAAAUCGCGAAGUUUUGGAUUGGAACACCAUAUUAUUUCCGAUUAGCGGUUUCUUAUACCAUGUUAAUCCCGUUCUGGAUAUGAUUUUCUAUUCCUGUAUGAGCCGGCGUUUCCAGUCGUUUUACCGGCGGCUACUGUGCUGUCGUUGCCGGGAUUUCAGUCGUCGAUACACCGGUGACCAGGCAUACAUGAUCGGAAUAUCACGGGCAUCCAAUUCCCUAACGAAACAAAUGAGCCUCACAACGACAUCUUUUAAACGGGAAUCCGUGCUGUAUAACAAGAUGCCCACAUCCGAGACAGCGGGGCCGGCUGGCCCUCUUCCCCAGUGGACGGUCACAGGUUAAAUGCCGCCAGCGGCAGAAUGGACCGCAAGCAGUGAUGAUGUACAUUGUCAUAGUGGUCAGCAACCGGAAGUGAUGUCCUUGCCGAUUAAUGUAAAUUUUACUGAUCAUCCUUAAUGUGAUACUACGUUAUAAACAGAAAUCUUCGAAUGUACAAUACAUUUGAUACAGUACACUUACGAAAUGCUUGGCGUAUUAUUUAGUGCAUGUUUAAGUAUUGUAAAUAGCAUUACUAUUUGCUUGAUUUCGUACAUAUUUCUUAAACAAUCUGCUAUGUAUUAAUCGUGCGCUUUUUGUUUUGUUUGUAUGAACUUCUAUAAUUUAGAAAACUAAUAAUUAGUAUUAGAUAACAGCUAAUAUGGCACUACUAAUACUGUACGU